CGCCCCCCGUCGCGGCGGCUUGCCGUGCCGCUCCAUGGGACACGCGCUGUUGUUUUCCCCCUGCAGCCGGCGGGAGGCGGUGGUGGAGAAACAGUGCGAGGAUGCCGGGGAAGCUGAAGGUCAAGAUCGUGGCGGGGCGCCAUUUGCCCGUGAUGGACCGCGCCAGUGACCUCACCGACGCCUUUGUGGAGGUAAAAUUUGGAAAUACAACAUUUAAGACAGAUGUGUAUCCCAAAUCUCUUAAUCCUCAGUGGAAUUCUGAGUGGUUCAAAUUUGAAGUAGAUGAUGAAGAGCUACAAGAUGAGCCUCUCCAGAUCACAGUUCUUGAUCAUGAUACCUACAGUGCUAAUGAUGCCAUUGGCAAAGUGUACAUAGAUAUUGAUCCUUUGCUCUACAGUGAAGCAGCUACAGUUAUUUCGGGAUGGUUUCCCAUCUAUGAUACCAUUCAUGGUAUACGUGGGGAGAUCAGUGUGGUGGUGAAAGUAGAUCUCUUCAAUGAUUUAAACAGGUUUAGGCAGUCAUCCUGUGGAGUCAAGUUUUUUUGCACUACAUCCAUUCCUAAGUGUUACAGAGCAGUAAUAAUUCAUGGAUUUGUGGAAGAGCUUGUAGUCAAUGAAGACCCAGAAUACCAGUGGAUAGACCGAAUUCGUACACCAAGGGCAUCAAAUGAGGCUAGACAAAGACUUAUUUCACUCAUGUCAGGUGAAUUGCAAAGGAAGAUUGGCUUGAAAGUGCUUGAGAUGAGAGGAAAUGCUGUUGUUGGUUAUUUGCAGUGUUUUGAUUUGGAGGGAGAGUCUGGACUAGUAGUACGAGCCAUAGGAACAGCCUGCACGUUGGAUAAACUAAGUAACCCAUCAGCAUUUUUACCUGCAUGUAACUCCCCAUCCAAAGAAAUGAAGGAGAUUCCCUUCAAUGAAGAUCCCAAUCCCAAUACUCAUUCAUCAGGACCCUCCACCCCUCUGAAAAACCAAACCUAUUCCUUUUCACCUUCCAAGUCCUACAGUCGACAGUCCUCUUCUUCUGACACAGAUUUGAGUUUGACACCCAAAACUGCACCUUCCCCACAGGGACCUAGGAUUUUCCUGUUUCCCAGCUCCCCUACACUCUCUUGUGAUUCCCCACAUCUUAAAAAGUCCUGUCUCCUCUCGGGGUCUAGCGUUAACCCUCUACACUCUAGCCAUGUCAGCCCAGUUGUUCUGAGGAAAAGUGUUUCUUUCACUGAAGAGCUACUUCUGGCUGCUUCUGGAAUGGGCAGUGGGAGUGCUGGAAAAGAAGGGGGGCCAUUUAAAACUCUUUUAAGGCAACAGACUCAGUCAGCUCUGGAACAAAGGGGAGGAUCGCCUCAUAGGUUCUGUAGAAGGCGGGAAUUUCCAUUUUUUACCUUGACGACCUUUCCACCAGGCUUUCUUGUCCACGUUGGUGGUGUUGUCAGUGCACGGUCUGUGAAGCUCCUGGAUCGCAUUCACAAUCCUGCCUUUGUCGGAAUUAUGGGUAACACAAGAUCAUACAAACUGCUAGACUGGAAUAGUUUCAAUUCAGAUGAACCAGAAACACGAGAUGCAUGGUGGGCAGAAAUCAGACAAGAAAUAAAAUCCCAUGCCAAAGCAUUGGGUUGUCAUGCUGUAGUGGGCUACAGUGAAUCAACUAGCAUUUGUGAAGAGGUCUGUAUUUUGUCUGCAUCUGGCACAGCAGCUGUACUGAACCCUAGGUUUCUUCAGGAUGGCACCAUGGAAGGCUGUUUGGAACAAAGGUUGUCAUGGCAGCCUGGCUUCUUUUCCAUAGGGUCAGAGAAGGGAGAGGUUGAUUUUUUUCCUCAGAGCCAAGAUAGUUCUUCUCUAUUAGGGAUUGAAGAAACUUCACCACCAGGUUGUGGAUUUUGCCAUAUACCAUAUGAUGAACUGAACAUGCCAUUCCCUGCUCACCUCACUUACUGUUACAACUGCAGAAAGCAAAAAGUUCCUGAUGUUCUUUUCACCACAAUUGAUCUUCCUGUAGAGGCAAUAGUUAUUGGGAAGGGAUGUCUUAUUCAAGCCAGGUUAUGCCGUCUAAAGAAGAAAGCUCAAGCUGAAGCAAAUGCAACAGCUAUCAGUAAUCUCUUGCCAUUUAUGGAAUAUGAAGUGCACACCCAACUGAUGAAUAAACUGAAGCUGAGAGGAAUGAAUGCUCUAUUUGGGCUGAGAAUUCAGAUCACUGUGGGUGAAAAUAUGCUGAUGGGAUUGGCAUCUGCAACAGGUGUUUAUCUAGCAGCUUUGCCAACACCUGGUGGUAUUCAGAUUGCUGGGAAGACUCCAAAUGAUGGCACCUAUGAGCAGCAUAUAUCUCACAUGCAAAAGAAAAUAAAUGAUACAAUAGCAAAAAACAAAGAACUUUAUGAGAUUAAUCCUCCAGAGCUACCUGAAGAAAUCAUUGGGUCUCCCAUUCCAGAGCCAAGACAACGUUCCAGGUUAUUAAGAUCUCAGUCAGAAAGCUCUGAUGAAGUUACAGAGCUAGACCUUUCACAUGGGAAAAAGGAUGCUUUUGUCUUGGAGAUUGAUGAUACAGAUGCAAUGGAAGAUGUACAUUCUUUGCUGACAGAUGCUCCACCACCUUCUGGUUUUUACAGUUGCAACACAGAAAUUAUGCCUGGUAUAAAUAACUGGACACCGGAAAUUCAAAUGUUCACAGCAGUAAGAGUAUCCAGACUAAGCAAUGUUAAUCUAACAAAUCAAGCUCUUAAUAAGAACUUUAAUGAUCUCUGUGAGAAUCUGUUGAAGAGCUUGUAUUUUAAACUGCGAUCUAUGGUUCCCUGCUGCCUUUGUCAUGUGAAUUUUACAGUUGCUCUACCAGAGGAUGAAUUAGUUCAGAUUGCAGUCACAGCUGUUGCAAUUACAUAUGACAAAACCCAAGCAUUACAAACCAACAAAGGCCCUACAGAAAAAUCACAGCAAAGAGCAUCUACAGACAAUGAAGAACAGCUGCAGUUUCCAUUGGAACUUUGCUCUGAUGCCCUUGCUUCUCAACCAUUCUCACCAUCUAAAGAAGUCCUGGAGGGUGCAAGUUCUCACACAGGUAUUCCUGCGGCUCAGAGAGCAACGUCAGUUGAUUACAGUUCCUUUGCAGACAGAUGCAACAGCUGGAUAGAGCUCAUUAAACUGAAAGCUCAGACCAUAAGGCGCGGAUCAAUUAAGACAACUGCUUCACUUGAUAAAGCAAGUCCAUUGGCUGAGGGGUACUUACGGCACCGUUCUGUUCCAUCAUGCACCAAUUCUACCGUCUCAGUUGUUAAGAUGACACCUCUUUCUUUUCUACCUGGGGCAAAAAUAACCAAAUAUCUUGGGAUAAUCAACAUGUUUUUUAUACGAGAAACCACUUCUUUGCGUGAGGAGGGUGGUGUCAGUGGUUUUCUCCAUGCUUUUAUUGCUGAAGUGUUUGCAAUGGUGAGAGCUCACGUUGCAGCUUUAGGAGGGAAUGCAGUUGUCUCCUACAUAAUGAAGCAGUGUGUUUUCAUGGAGAAUCCAAACAAAAAUCAGGCACAGUGUUUAAUAAAUGUCAGUGGUGAUGCCGUCAUCUUUGUACGUGAAUCUGAGCUAGAAAUGUUACCAGUCCAGCCUUCUACAGCUGUUUCUCAACCCACAAGUACAGGAGGAGAUGUCACAACAUGAAGACAGAAAAAAUUAAAUAAUUUCUGCCAAAUAUAAAGAUUAUUUAAAAUGUGGGAAUGUUUAGGUUUGCAUCUUCAAAACUGGUAUCUACCCAUGAUGUUAAUAGCCAAAAUCUGAGACAAUCACUAUCCUUUGUCCUUUAACUUUAUGUAACAGUCAAGGUAGCAUAUCAUCAGGUAUGCUGUCAUGUAUUUGUUGUAAUUACAGGCACCUGUGAAACCUAGGAGCAUGGAUUGAAAUAGUAAGCAUCACAUGGCAUUGUGAAAGUGAACAAAAAUUCUGUUGCAUUUUUGAGCUGUUGAACAGGACCACGAGAAGCUAUAAUUCAGAACCAUUUCUGAGUUUGCAUAUUGUAUUAGCUGAGUUCCAGCUCUGUUUAAGAACUAAAAGAUGAGUUGGGGUGGGUGGGAGAUACUGAGAAGCCUGUGUUGGCAACCAUUGCUGAAGGAACAAGAGAAAGAGGCAAAGAACAUGUGAGCUGAAGCCUGAACGUGCAUCAUAGAGUGUGAGGAGGAAGAAGCAGCACCAAAACAUUACAGUUUGAAUUUCUUCACACUAAAAAUAUUUUUAAACUGUUUGUGAACUGCUGAUUUGUUUUUCUAAAGAUUAUUGCUAAGCAGCAAAUGUUUUGGGUGGGUGUUCUGGGUUUUUUUUGUUGUUCUUGGUUUUGUUUUUAGCAAGGUGCCAGACCAUGAUGCAGACUUCAUAGUCAUUCCUGUGGUUUAAAAAAAAGAACAAAAAGUUCUGAAGUGUGUUUGGUGCUAUAAUAAGAUGUUCACUUCCACAUUGACAAGACAAAUCUUUUUUUAAUAUAAGAUUCUGUGAAAGAAUUGCCCUGAGGCUCAUUUUCUUAAGGCAUGAUCUCUUGCAAGGAUGACAUGAAGAGUCUUCCAAAAGUCAUUUGUACAAGAGGUAGUCUCCAGUCUCCUUUCCAUUUAACAAGUUGGCAAUGCCUUGUUAAUAGGAGAUUAAUGUAUGUUUGUGAUGCUGCUUUCUGCAAGUUGAGGAUUUUGUUGUUGGGUUUGUUUUUUUUUUCCCCGUACUGUAGCUGGGAAAUAAGGGUACUGCAAAGAAAGGAAAUUUGUCAUUUCCAUUGAGUGUCUGAAAGGUGGUGAUGUUUGAAGAUACAAAAUGCAAACUUUGAUUUGAAGAUGCAUUCUUACUUAAUUCUGACAAUACCAUUCAUGGAACUUGAACAAACAUGUAAACUUGAAUGUAAAUAUUCUGCUUGCAAAGGCAUGAUUAUUUGUUAAAACUAAUUAUUUCACUGUAAAUGAGCAUGGAAAUCAUUCUUGCACAUUAAAUUUCUUUACAAAAUUAA
Messenger RNA from Pezoporus occidentalis (night parrot), 4962 nucleotides. It is a transcript of the gene C2CD5, whose product is annotated as C2 calcium dependent domain containing 5. The record is from RefSeq and is a predicted model, not a curated record. Bases 102 to 3641 code for a protein of 1179 amino acids. Lineage: Eukaryota; Metazoa; Chordata; Aves; Psittaciformes; Psittacidae. The transcript has 29 exons. Gene Ontology annotation, cellular component: plasma membrane. Gene Ontology annotation, biological process: protein localization to plasma membrane; intracellular protein transmembrane transport; positive regulation of protein targeting to membrane. Gene Ontology annotation, molecular function: calcium-dependent phospholipid binding; calcium ion binding.